Messenger RNA from Acomys russatus (golden spiny mouse), 2604 nucleotides. It is a transcript of the gene Nop2, whose product is annotated as NOP2 nucleolar protein. Gene Ontology annotation, biological process: maturation of LSU-rRNA; rRNA base methylation. The transcript is spliced from 15 exons. The coding region runs from base 131 to 2488 and encodes 785 amino acids. NCBI's taxonomy places the organism in Eukaryota, Metazoa, Chordata, Mammalia, Rodentia, Muridae. Gene Ontology annotation, molecular function: rRNA (cytosine-C5-)-methyltransferase activity; RNA binding. The record is from RefSeq and is a predicted model, not a curated record. Gene Ontology annotation, cellular component: nucleolus.
UGCGCAUGCGCGAGACACUUUUCGUGGCGUUCCGACUGGGAGUUCUUCCCCGAGUGCACGUGGAGCGGGCCUGGGUUGGAGGCGCUGUGUCUACCGUAGCCAGGUUUAACUAAGCGGAGCCUCCAGUACCAUGGGGCGCAAGUUGGACCCUACGAAGAAGGAGAAGCGUGGCCCCGGCCGAAAGGCUCGAAAACAGAAGGGUGCGGAGACCGAACUGGUCAAAUUCUUGCCUGCAGCUGGUGAUGAGACUGUCAAGAGGCUGUCCAGUCGUGCUCGGAAGAGGGCAGCCAAGAGGAGGUUGGGGUCUGGUGAAGUCCCUAAGCCAAAUAAGUCUCCAGGGAUCAAAACGUCACCUGGAGAACUAUCAAAAGGAGCAGUCCAGGCUCGAGGUAAGAAGCGCCCAGCACCAAUUCCGAACAGUGACGGGGGCGAGGAGGAAGACUCUGAGGAAGAUGGUGUGACGAACCAGGGGGACCUUUGGGGCUCUGAGGACAGUGAUGCAGAUAUGGUGGAUGACUACGGAGCUGACUCUGACUCAGAGGAUGAAGAGGGAAAGUUAUUGCCCAUUGAGAGAGCUGCUCUGAAGCAGAAGGCCCGCGAAUCUGCAGCAGGAGGCCAGUGGAGCGAAGAGGAGACGGAUGAAGAGGAAGAUGAUGAAGUCUCCCCCACGUCCCACCUCAAAAAGGAUGACAAAACAGAGGGGGAUUUGCAGAUUAAUGUGGAGGAUGAGGAAACCUUUGUGCUGCCCCCUGCUGGGGAGGUGGAGCAGGAUGCCCAGGCUCCAGACCUGCAACGAGUUCACAAGCGGAUCCAGGAUCUAGUGGGGGUGCUUCGGGAUUUUGGGACUCAGCGGGAAGAAGGUCGGUCUCGUUCUGAGUAUCUGAGUCAGCUUCGGAAGGAUCUGGCCGCCUACUAUUCUUAUGGAGACUUCCUGCUCGGCAAGCUCAUGGAGCUCUUCCCUCUGUCUGAGUUGACAGAGUUCUUAGAAGCUAAUGAGGUGCCCCGGCCAGUCACCCUUCGGACGAACACCUUGAAAACCCGACGCCGAGACCUCGCUCAGGCUCUAAUCAAUCGUGGAGUAAAUCUGGAUCCGUUGGGGAAGUGGUCAAAGUCUGGACUCGUGGUGUAUGAUUCUUCAGUGCCUAUUGGCGCUACUCCCGAGUAUCUGGCUGGCCACUAUAUGCUGCAGGGAGCAUCGAGCAUGUUGCCUGUCAUGGCCCUGGCACCUCAGGAACAUGAGCGGAUCUUGGACAUGUGCUGUGCCCCUGGAGGGAAGACCAGCUACAUAGCUCAGCUGAUGAAGAACACAGGUGUGAUCCUUGCCAAUGAUGCCAACGCAGAGCGGCUCAAGAGUGUCGUGGGCAACCUGCAUCGGUUGGGGGUCACCAACACCAUUAUCAGCCACUAUGAUGGGCGCCAGUUCCCCAAGGUGGUGGGGGGCUUUGACCGAGUGCUACUGGACGCUCCCUGCAGCGGCACAGGCGUCAUCUCCAAGGACCCUGCUGUGAAGACGAACAAGGAUGAGAAGGACGUCCUGCGCUGUGCCCACCUUCAGAAGGAGCUGCUGCUCAGCGCUAUUGACUCCGUCAACGCUGCCUCCAAAACGGGCGGCUACCUGGUCUACUGCACCUGCUCCAUCACGGUGGAGGAGAAUGAGUGGGUGGUAGACUACGCCUUGAAAAAGAGGAACGUGCGGCUGGUGCCCACCGGCCUGGACUUCGGCCAGGAGGGCUUUACCCGCUUCCGAGAAAGGCGCUUUCACCCCACUCUGCGCUCCACCCGCCGCUUCUACCCGCACACCCACAACAUGGACGGUUUCUUUAUCGCCAAGUUCAAGAAAUUUUCCAAUUCUAUUCCCCAGCCCCACACAGGAAACUCAGCAGCAGCAGCUACCCCUGCGGAGCCUGCGCUGGAGGAUCAGGUGACCCCAAAGUCUGAGAACAGUCGUCAGCCGUCCAAGAAAGCCAGUGGGGCUGCACAGGCAAAGCAGCAGGUGUCGAAACAGCAGCAUCCCAAGAAGGCUUUCCAGAAGAUGAACGGCACCUCCAAAAGGCCUGGCUCAGAACUGUCCACUGUGCCUUCUGUCCCAAAGGCCCAGGAGAGCAGUCAGCCUGAUGGAAGAGCUGAUGUGAGCAGGAAACUGAAGGUGGCUGGGAAGCUGAAGCCACGGCAGCCUAAGUCCAAGCACUCCAAGGAAUCUCCUUUCCCAAAGCAGAAAGCCCCUCCCACGGCCAUGGACUCAGGAACAGCAGCUGGGCCCACUCCCUCUGAGAUUUGCACUGCCCCAAGUCUUAAAGACUGUGGUCAGUCCUCUGGGAAAGCCAAAAAGAAAGUAAGACCUGCCAAGAGAGCUGCUUCCCUGAAGGAGGAUGGUGCCCCCAAGGGACCCUCAGUCCUCACGGGGUCUCCUCACAGUUCCACCAGGCCCCCGCCAGCAAAAAGAAGGAAGUCUGUGACAAAGGGCAGCACCCAGCCGCUGUUGGCUUAAGUGGACUUGGAAACUAGACUGUUGACUCACACCAUCUCGGGGUUGGGACUCUUAAUAUCCUGUGAGGAUGGCCUCCUCAUUGGGCAUACAUAUGAAAUUUAAUAUACAUUUUACCA